Salarias fasciatus (jewelled blenny) is the source of this 2570-nucleotide messenger RNA. Its product is annotated as abl interactor 2-like. The transcript is spliced from 12 exons. Gene Ontology annotation, biological process: neuron migration. Gene Ontology annotation, cellular component: SCAR complex; actin-based cell projection; lamellipodium. NCBI's taxonomy places the organism in Eukaryota, Metazoa, Chordata, Actinopteri, Blenniiformes, Blenniidae. The record is from RefSeq and is a predicted model, not a curated record. Bases 39 to 1808 code for a protein of 589 amino acids. Gene Ontology annotation, molecular function: SH3 domain binding; signaling adaptor activity.
GGCGUCGCGUUGCGUUCACUGUCAAGCAGCAUGUAAAGAUGGCGGAGCUGCAGAUGCUGCUGGAGGAGGAAAUUCCUGCGGGACGGAGAGCUCUACUGGACAGCUUCUCCAACCUGGAGAGAGUGGCCGAGUACUGCGAGAGCAACUAUGUGCAGUCCACAGAUAAGCACCAGGCCCUGGAGGAGACGAAGAGCUACACCACCCAGUCCCUGGCCAGUGUGGCCUACCUCAUCAACACUCUGGCCAACAACGUGCUGCAGAUGCUGGACAUCCAGGCGUCGCAGCUCCGCCGCAUGGAGAGCUCCGUCAACCACAUCUCACAGACCGUCGACAUCCAUAAAGAGAAGGUGGCCAGGAGGGAGAUCGGCAUCCUGACCACCAACAAGAACACGUGUCGCUCUCAUAAGAUCAUGGCUCCGCCCAACCCCGAGCGCCCGGUGCGCUACGUCAGGAAGCCCAUCGACUACAGCGUGCUGGACGACAUCGGGCACGGAGUCAAGUGGUUGUUGAGGUUCAAGGUGAACGGCCAGCCCAACAUGAAGCUCGGACCGGGGCUGUCCCGCUCCAACCCCCCCACCCAGAAACCCCCCAGCCCCCCGAGGGCGGGGAAGGGCAUCCUGGGGAAGAACUCCCCCUACAGGACCCUGGAGCCGGUGCGCCCCCCGGUGGUGCCUAACGAUUACGUGUCCAGCCCGACCCGCCACGGCGCGGCGGCGGGUCAGCUUCCCAGCCCGGGCCGCACCGCCACCCUCAACCACCGGCCCCGGACCUACAGCGGCAGCAGUGGGGGGAGUCACCCCAGCAGCAGCAGUCGCAGCAGCAGCCGUGAAAACAGCGGCAGCGGCAGCGUGGGAAUCCCCAUCGCCGUGCCGACGCCCUCGCCACCCUCCACCUUCCCAGUGUCCCCGACCGCCGGACCGGCUAGCUCCUCCUCCACCGCUCCUAACUCCUCCCCCUCCCCCUCGCCGACCCCCUCCUCCUUCUCCUCCUCCUCCUCCACCACCACCCUCACCCAGCCCAGCGGGCCGCCGCCUCCCGGCUCGCCGUCGCAGCACGCCGACGCCUCCUCCCCCAGACCCCGCCCCCCCUCUAACCCCGCCCUCAACACGCCCGAGCGCCGGUCAGAGCCCGCCCCCCUCCUCCCCCCUGCACCGCCACCCCCUCCCGCCCUCUCCUGCUCCUCCUCCUCCUCCUGCUCCUCCUCUUCACCUCCCGAAGGUCCCAUCGUCCCUCAGUUCUUCAGCAUGAACCGGCCCCAGCCUCGGCAGCAGACCCCCCAGGUGGGGGGGUCCCUGCCGUACCGCCGGCCCCCCUCCGUCACCGGCCAGCCGAUCGCAGCGCCGGGCCAGGCGAACGGCGGCCCGUUUUACGCCCAGAGCCCAGCCUCCCCCCCGCCCCCCUCGCUGCUGCAGUUCACCCCCCAGCUGCCCCUCAUGGGCUUCGUGGCUCGCGUCCAGGAGUCCAUUUCAGACGCUCCGCCUCCUCCUGCCCCCUCUCACCCGGCCCCCGAGGGCCAGGAGGAGGACCCGGUGUCUCCUCAGCCGGCGGAGGAGGACUCGGCCGUGGUGGAGUACAGCGACCCGUACGCCGAGGAGGACCCCCCCUGGGCCCCCCGCAGCUACCUGGAGAAAGUGGUGGCCAUCUACGACUACACCGCAGACAAGGAGGACGAGCUGUCGUUCCAGGAGGGGGCGAUCAUCUACGUCAUCAAGAAGAACGAGGACGGCUGGUUCGAGGGCGUGAUGAACGCCACCACCGGCCUCUUCCCCGGGAACUACGUGGAGUCCAUCAUGCACUACGCCGACUGAGCACCGCCACCCCGGCCCGUCGGCCUACCCACAAGGCCUUGCUCAUCAGGGUUCUUAUGAAGUUUCUUUUUUUUUUGUUAUCGUGUGAAAUCAAACGUCCUCAGAAGUCCAGAGCGAGUGAGAAGUUUGUUGUCGGUCCUCCGGGUUGGUGAAUGAACCCAGAGUCUGAGUCCAUAUCCAUCCAUGAAAACACCCCGAGGAUUCUGGGAAACAGACUACAGCUUACGUCCGUUUUAAUUCAUACAGUUGUUUUGCAGCACUUUCAGUAAAAUGUAGAAUAAAAACAGUCGGUCCUGGUUUUCUCAUCAGUGCAGACUCAGAGGUUUAGAACUUCCCGGAACCCUCCCCCCCCGCUUGUUGAAGUUCUUCUGAACAAACCAGGAACUCAGAGAAUCUGUGAAGCCUUCAGGAACCUCAGCCGUGUUUCUAAUGAAACCAGCUGAAUAGAAUCUAGGCCUGACCUCUGACCUCUGAAGAAAACCCUCCUCCCUCAACACACAACGCCCACAAGAGACAACGGGAAACUUCUGUUGCAUCUUAGGUGUCCAUUUCUACGGCGACAGAGCAACAGCACCCACUAAUGUUUCUGCCUUUGCCGUGGAAACAGACGUUGUUUUCAAAGCGUUGCCAUGGAAACGCUAAACUAAAAACUCAAAAACUGAUGCAUUUUCGCUGGAAUGAGGCCAGCGAGGUCAACGAGGCCAGAAUUUAGCGUGCUUUUAGUGGACCGACCAGACCUCUGCAGGGGAGUCCCAGGCUCGG